Molecule: messenger RNA, 575 nt
Organism: Bufo gargarizans (Asiatic toad)
Lineage: Eukaryota; Metazoa; Chordata; Amphibia; Anura; Bufonidae
Gene: CALML4
Product: calmodulin like 4
Exons: 5
Coding region: 61-522 (153 amino acids)
Cellular component (GO): myosin II complex; cytoplasm
Molecular function (GO): myosin heavy chain binding; calcium ion binding
Source: RefSeq, a predicted model, not a curated record
CCUUUGUGGACUUUAACAUCUUGCACACAGCAGGAAGCAGGAACAGCACAGAGACCAGAGAUGACAAAGUUCCUGUCUCAAGAUGACAUCCAAAAGUUCAAGGAAUGUUUUACUCUAUAUGAUAAAAAGGGAAAGGGCAAGAUUCCUGCUCCAGACCUUCUGACUGUCAUGCGUUGCUUGGGCGCUUGUCCUACCCCUGUAGAAGUUGCCUGUCACCUCCAAGUGCAUAAAAUUGGUAAAGAUGGAGAAUUGGAUUUUUCAACCUUCUUGACCAUUAUGUACCGUCAGCAGAAGCAGGAAGACCCAGAGAAUGAGAUCCUUGUGGCCAUGCUGAUGACAGACAGGCAAAAGAAAGGAGUGAUCCCUCUGGACGAGCUCAAGGCUAAACUAACCAGAAUAGGAGAAAAGUUAACACCUGAAGAAGUGGAUGAUCUCUUUCGAGAUGUUGAGGUAGGACCUGAUGGAAUGGUGAAGUAUGAAGACUUUGUGAAGAAGAUAACACUGCCGUUACCAGACUAUUAAACUCUGGCUGAAGAAGAAAUCUUUGUUGCUACACGAUAUCCCCAUCAGGGUGG